AUAAUAUAUUAAAUAUAAAAUUAUAUAUAAAUUUUAUCCGAAUCCGUAGAGUUGGUCAGAAUUCAAAGAAUCCGAUUGGAAUCGAGUCGGAACCCUACCGAUUAAUAAAUACAGUGCAGUAUAUUGAUUCGAAACCGGAAGAAACACAAAAGAGGGUUCUGUAUCAAUUGCUGUGUUGCAUCCUCUACCAAGAAUGGGGAUUCGAGAUAUGCUUCUUCGUUCUCGCAACAUCAUCAAAUCAAUACGGCACCACCAAUCUACACACAAGUUUUGUUUAUCUUCUUCAUACUCCACUGAAUUGCAUCCUCAAUUUUCUAGCGAUCUGGUGAACAUAAUGGAGCAUAAGCUUUCCGCUAUUCAACACCGAAGUGAUUAUCUCCAGGGCCUCAUUAGUCAGCCAGAAGCCUUACCGCACGAGUGUAUAAAGGCUAACAAGGAACUUCGUAAGCUUAGCGCCUCAAUGGAUCUCAUUAACGAGUUGAGGGCUAAACAGAAGGAAAUCGAGGAUUUGAAGAUGCUCAAAAGUGAAUGUCAAGAAGAUAAGUCUAUGCAGGACAUGGUUAUGGAAGAACUUGGUCAGUCGAUGGAAGAAGAGAAAAGACUGCAGAAUGUUCUCUUAAAGUCAUUAUUGCCGAAGGAUGAUGCUGAUGAACGUGAUUGUAUUUUGGAAGUGAGGGCAGGAACGGGAGGGGAAGAGGCUUCUCUGUUUGCAAUGGACAUAUUUAAAAUGUAUGAAAGAUACUCGCAAAAGAGUGGUUGGAAGUUUGAAGUUGUAGAUAUUACUGACUCUGAUCUUAAGGGUUUCAAGGAAGCUAGUGCAGCAAUUUCUGGUGCUGAUGUAUAUGGAAAACUUAAAUUUGAAAGUGGAAUACACAGAGUGCAGCGAGUUCCAGCAACAGAGAAAUCUGGGCGUGUACACACUAGCGCAGUUUCAGUUGCCAUCCUCCCUCAGGCAGACGAGGUAGAUGUACAUUUAAAGACCGAAGACCUAAGAAUUGAUACAUAUAGAUCUGGUGGUUCAGGUGGUCAGCAUGCAAAUACUACAAACAGUGCUGUUAGGAUAACCCACCUUCCAUCAGGGAUGACGGUUGCAAUUCAAGAUGAACGGUCCCAACAUAUGAAUAAAGCCAAAGCACUCAAGGUACUGUGUGCAAAGCUAUAUGAGUUGGAGAGAUCAAGAGCUUCCCUUAAUCGGUCCAAACUUCGUAUGGCGCAGAUUGGCAGUGGAGAUAGAUCUGAACGUAUCCGUACAUAUAACUUCCCACAAGGACGUGUCACAGAUCACCGUGUUGGUAUCACACACCAUUCCAUCCAAGAUGUAAUGGAGGGAGAGAAUCUGGAUUUCUUUAUUGACGCUCUUCUUUUACAACAAGAAAUGAAUGCUCUGGCAUCUUUUGGCUGUAAACAGUGAUGUGAACAAUUUUUUUUUUCUAAUGACAUUUUGAUUAUUUAUGUAUAAUCAGUUGGAUGUGUUUAGAAUGUAGUAGUUUUUCUUUUACAUAAGAAAUGAUUUAUAUAAGCCUAACUUUGUGUUCUGUUUAGGCCACCACAUGUUGUAAGUUGUAAAACAUGAGCACAAUGCUUGCUGUUGAGCAAGUUCAUGCUGGAUUUUGCUUAUAUCAUCGAUAAGAAUUAAAUUUUGCA
Daucus carota subsp. sativus is the source of this 1644-nucleotide messenger RNA. RefSeq names its product peptide chain release factor 1, mitochondrial. The transcript has 11 exons. NCBI's taxonomy places the organism in Eukaryota, Viridiplantae, Streptophyta, Magnoliopsida, Apiales, Apiaceae. Bases 194 to 1411 code for a protein of 405 amino acids. Gene Ontology annotation, molecular function: translation release factor activity, codon specific. Gene Ontology annotation, biological process: translational termination. The record is from RefSeq and is a predicted model, not a curated record.